Onychostoma macrolepis is the source of this 5528-nucleotide messenger RNA. RefSeq names its product TBC1 (tre-2/USP6, BUB2, cdc16) domain family, member 1 (gene tbc1d1). The record is from RefSeq and is a predicted model, not a curated record. NCBI's taxonomy places the organism in Eukaryota, Metazoa, Chordata, Actinopteri, Cypriniformes, Cyprinidae. The transcript is spliced from 24 exons. Bases 272 to 4129 code for a protein of 1285 amino acids.
GAAGUUCAUUCAAACGUCGGAUGAGAAGACUUCCUCAAUCACACGCGCAGCGAGCGUGGGACCACGCACACUGCUUCGCAUACUACUGUAGCGUUAUUGUUAUGGUGAUUAAUCGACUGUUUUGUAGAAAAAGCAGCCUGAAAAUCAAUUCCCGAUGGGACAUUAUAGUCUGUAUUGUCAAAAUCUAACGGGACCGUUAUUCAAACACUUCCUCAAGGCGGUGCAUUGUGAGUAAAGGUUACACCUAGUUCCUCAUUUUUUGACUAGGAGCAUGGAGGGCAUUUGUUUUGAGGUCAAACCCAGGAAUGACCCAAUCAAAGCUCAUCCUCUCUGUGCCCUUACACAAACACUUCCUGGAUCAGGGGGUAAGAGGAAGAAAGAAGAAGGGGAAGAGGAGAUUCAGUACAGGCUAACUCUGGUUGGAUCUUUGGCCAUACAUCCACAGACCACCAUGGCCAUGCUUCCCUGGGUGGUGGCUGAAAUACGGAGGCCCCGACUGGGGGAGAAGAACAGAAACCUUGAAUUCAAUGGUGCUCACUCUCCAGAGGUUCGAGAUCAGCCUGUGGUACUGCAGAUUUCAGCCAAUUCAGUGUGUUGCAUUCUGGACACGGCAGGACCAGGGAAGCCAUGGGACCCAUUGCAACAUAUGGUUCUGUUUGAUCACAGGCCUCAUCAUAUCAACAAACUCAUUCACAACAGCCAAGAGCCCAGCUAUUUCGGCUGUCUGCUCAGAGAGGAGAAGAAAGCAGCCUGCUAUGUAUUCUGCUGCCAGGACCAGAUGAAGGUUCCAGAGAUCAUUAGCACUCUCAGGCAGGCCGGCAAAAGCUCUGCCCGACAAGAAGACACUCCCUCAUCUCUGCCUAGCAUUGGCCAGGCAGAUGCCUCCUGCUCCACAGCAACAAUGGCUGAUGCAGCAACAGCCUUUGCGAAGAAGUUUGAGGUGUUGUUCUGUGGGCGAGUGGUGGUGGCCCAUAAGAAAGCACCACCUGCACUAAUAGAUGAGUGUAUUGAGAAGUUUGGACGUGUCAGCGUCACAGGAUCACUUGCAGCAGGCAUCAGGCGGGCAUUUUCGCUCAAUCAGAUGGUGAAUGGAACAAACGAGGGAGCAGAUGGAGGAGGAAAGCGACCUCUGUUUUUUAAAAGAGAUCAGAGCUUUCCGUUUCUGCAGGCAUUGGAUGAGAACGGCCUCUCACCGGAGCUCCAGCGACGGGUAGCAGACGGAGCCACCGGGGUCCAACCCACUAGCUUACAGGAGAACAGAACCAUGCUGUUCACGAUUGGCCGUUCUCAGAUAUUUCUUGUGAGUCCUGACACUAAGAAAGUGGCCAUAGAGAAGAGCUUCAGAGAGAUUUCCUUCUGUUCUCAGGGUAUUCGUCAUGUGGACCACUUUGGCUUCAUAUGCAGGGAGACGGUGGAAUGUGGAGGCUGCCAGUUUGUUUGCUAUGUUUUCCAGUGUGCUAACGAAGCUCUGGUGGAUGAGAUCAUGUUGACUUUGAAACAGGCGUUCUCUGUGGCCGCCCUGCAGCAGAACAGUAGGAACCAGAGUCAGCAGUGUGACAGUUGUCCCCUACAGCAGCUGCACAAACUGUGUGACAGAAUAGAGGGUCUUCAUCCAUCCAAUGCUAAGCUGGAACUGCAGACACAUUUGGCAGGUCUGGAUAAUCAGGAGCAGGCAGCUGUGUUUGAGAGCACCAUGAAAGCCAGGCCCAAGUCAGAUCAGGAAGAAAAUGAGUUGAUUGUGUCAUGUUUGAGACGACUGUACGAGGAGAGACAAAAGACACACACACAUAACGGACAAACAAAAAAGACUUCUCAGGAGGUUGCUGUGAAUGCUGAAGGCACCGUCAGUUCCAGUCGAGUGCGUCUGGAGGAGCUCAAGACUAGAGCAAAAAGAUCCCUCACUGAAUCACUGGAGGGGAUCUGGAAGGGCAGCAGUAAGUCCAAAUCCCAGAGGGAGAACAGUGAAGGAGAGAGCAGCAACUCCAGCUCCACCACACUGAACAGUGCAAAUCAGGAAACAUCAUUGGAGGAGCCCCUCUGCUCUUUCCUUCCCUCCAGUCCACUCCGCUCCCACAAUUCCACAGGGGAUCUGAAGCGUCUAGAAGGCUCAGUGGGAAGUCAGGAGGGUCCUGAGAGCCCGCCUCAGGGCUUCAGGAGACGUGCAAGCACAAUUAGUCACUCUCCCAUGCUGUCGUCCUCUGAGCCUAGUCUUCCCCCUCUACAACCUACUGCCGCCACCAAGCCCAAACUGGUCCGACACUACUCUGUCAGCACAGAUUCCCCACAUCAGAGCAAUCCUUCCUCCCCUCUGGCCUCUUCCUCUCCUGUGUGUCAGCGGCCAUUGAGGCCUCGUACAUUUGCUCUUGAUCAUUCCACCCGGCCCCUCAAGCGGAGUCCAUCAGGGCUGAGUGGCUUUAGAGCAAGAUUACACUCCUCCUCCUCUGUUCCAAAUUUCCUCAAAUUUCUGGCCCCUGUAGUGGAGAGUGAUGAUACCAGUGACUCUCAGAGGAAGAGUGACGUGGCAGCCCUGUCCAGUCCAGGAGCAGUGUGUGUUGUUGGAGAUGACAGUCCAUUACGUAGCCGGAGACACUCCUGGAGACAACAGAUCUUCUUAAGAGUCGCAACACCACAGAAGGGCUCAGAUUCCAAAGAAUCCACCUUAGAGGUUGGCAACAGAAUGGCGCUAGGAGGUGGAGUGGGGGGUGGGGACAGCAUCCUGGGGGCGGUGCCAGAGGAGAGGAGAAAGAGGAGUGGGGCACAGUUAAGAGCGUUAUGGAGGAAAGCAAUUCUUCAACAAAUUCUCCUGCUGCGGAUGGAGAGAGAGAAUCAGAAACUACAAGCAUCAGAGAGUGAUCUGCAGUGCAGACGACUGAAGCUGGACUAUGAAGAGAUCACUCCGUGUCUAAAAGAUGUAACAUUGGUCUGGGAGAGAAUGCUCAGCACCACUGGGAGGUCAAAGGUCAGAUUUGACACUGAGGAGAUCCACAAAGCUGUGGGACAAGGCGUCCCUCGUCAGCAUCGAGGAGAGAUUUGGAAGUUUCUAUCAGAGCAGUAUUUGCUGAGGAAGGAGGUGCCCAGCACCAAACCUCCUACCAAUGACACUCCUUACAAAGAGCUUCUGAAGCAGCUCACAUCCCAACAGCAUGCCAUCCUCAUAGACUUGGGACGUACAUUUCCCACUCAUCCGUAUUUCAGCGCUCAGCUGGGUGCUGGCCAGCUGUCUCUCUAUAAUCUACUGAAGGCAUAUUCUCUGCUGGACCCAGAGGUGGGUUACUGCCAGGGCUUGAGUUUUGUGGCCGGCGUGUUGCUGCUCCAUAUGAGUGAGGAAGAUGCAUUCCACAUGCUCAAAUUCCUCAUGUACGACAUGGGGCUGCGGAAACAGUACAGGCCUGAUAUGAUCAUACUGCAGAUUCAGAUGUAUCAGCUGUCUCGUCUGCUGCAUGACUAUCACAGGGAGCUGUACACUCAUCUGGAGCAGUACGAGAUCGGCCCCAGUCUCUACGCUGCUCCCUGGUUCCUCACUGCCUUUGCGUCACACUUCCCUCUUGGAUUUGUGGCUCGAGUGUUCGACAUGCUGUUCCUUCAGGGAUCAGAGGUCAUCUUCAAGGUGGCCUUGAGUCUUCUUGGUAGCCACAAGCCUCUGAUUCUGCAGCACGACAAUCUUGAGACGAUUGUGGAGUUCAUCAAAACAACCUUACCCAAUCUCGGCCUUGUGCAAAUGGAAAAAACAAUCAAUCAGGUGUCUGAGAUGGAUAUCAGUAAGCAAUUGCAGGCCUAUGAGGUGGAAUAUCAUGUUCUUCAGGACGAGCUCUUGGAUGGUCCCUCCACUCUCAGCCAAUCACAGCGCGUGGCCCAGUUGGAGAAGACCAAUGGAAGCCUCCGACAGCAAAACUUAGACCUCCUAGAGGAGCUUCAGGUUUCCCACGCUAAGAUCAGAUGGCUGGAGACUCGUGUGGACGGCCUGGUGAAUCGAGAGGCUGAGCUACAGUCAGAGGUAAAGACUCUCCAGCAGGAACGGACAGAGCUGCAGCAGACUGUAUCCAAACUCAAAGAUCUCCUAAGCAGUCUGGGUAUAAACAGCUCCUUCCCUGACCAGGAAAUCCUCACCAACACAAGCAACAACCAAUAACUCUGCCAGUUAGGAUACAGAGUCUAGUCUUUAUAAAAACCCAACAGUCCUCACCGGAUCUGCUAUCAAGCUCCUCCUGUAAGCAUCACCUCUAUCGUAAGGUGAUGCCAUCUUAAUGGAGGUGGACCGGUAGGUUUUCAGGGCACUGAAGAUCCUUCACCUUAGAUCUUCUUGGAAGAGCUGAAACAGUGUCUUUUAGAGUAUCUCGCCAGAACUGAUCAAACAACCUAAAAGAUCAAAACGUUAAACAGCUCAGAAAAAUUGCUAAGAUUUCCUCCCAUUCUGGUUCUUAUGGCAUUUGUGACUGAGGUUUACUUUCUGGACCGAGAAGUUCUGCGUCAACAUUUUUAAUCCACACUCCUUUUUACACUCCCUGCUGUUGUUUUGGUGUUUUUAACACAGCAUUGACCCCAACUAAGCCUCUAAGGUAGAUUUGAUUGGCGUUCAGGCAUCAGAUUGACAGUUCCCAGUGAGCACUGAACAGCCCGCCGAAAGGCUACAGAUAAAUGCACUCUUGCUGUGCAGCGUAUUGUUUGCACCCUGUUCUUACUUUGUGUGAAUGUGUGUGUGUGUGUGUGUGAGCAUGUAUGUGGGAAUUUACCAUUGUAUUCCAGUGCAAUAUAAACUAAAAAAGACAACCCUUCAGUACACUGUAAUCUUGCACAAUCUUCUGUUCGAACAGAAAUCAAAGAGGAGCUCAAAUCUGAGUGCAUUUCAAUAAACAGAAGCGUUUCAUACUUACUUUCAUCUGAGACUCAGACUGAAUGCUGCUGAUUUACUCAGAAAUCACUUGAUCUUAACAGAAAAUCCUCAGUCCCGAAAUAACAUUAAAACUAUUCAAACAAUAGUCAGUCCCUUUCAUUGUUACACACAAAUGCAAAACUUCACUUAUAAGCACAGUAGCCACCAGUUUGUUCAUUUUGAUUUUGAGAUUUCCAAUAAUGGCAUUUUAGCUACUUGGCUGCAAUGCUGUUUAUGUGGUACUCAAUGAACCAAAGAUCUGAUUAUAUUUCAGGUGACUUUUUCUGUGACAAACCGCACGCGUCAGGUGCAUAGAUGUGUGUUUGUCUGAACACGCUGUACGCGAGUGUCUGUUUUAAACGCAUGUUCAAGAGUUGUCACCUCACCUCUGUAUUUGAGUGUGAAAUGUUUUGACAGAUGGAAAUAAAGGGGUGUGUGUGAAUGAGAAAGAAAACAGAUCAUCUUGCAUCAUUUGCGUGACAAUAUGUCCUUACCCUUUGACCUCAUGUGCUUUUCUGGAGAAUUCCUUUUGUUUCCCCCAGUGUUGGAAAGACGGGGACGCUGUUAAAACAUCAUUCUUGAUGAAGUGCUUUAUUUUUAUUGGUUUUUAUUGAGAGUAUUAUUCUUAUUAUAUGCAUUAAAAAACAUUUUAAAUUAA